Messenger RNA from Syngnathus typhle (broad-nosed pipefish), 2606 nucleotides. It is a transcript of the gene prkx, whose product is annotated as protein kinase X-linked. Gene Ontology annotation, biological process: protein phosphorylation. The transcript is spliced from 8 exons. The record is from RefSeq and is a predicted model, not a curated record. NCBI's taxonomy places the organism in Eukaryota, Metazoa, Chordata, Actinopteri, Syngnathiformes, Syngnathidae. Gene Ontology annotation, molecular function: protein serine/threonine kinase activity; ATP binding. Bases 366 to 1418 code for a protein of 350 amino acids.
CAACAACGCGCAUGCGCACCAGUGUGUGUUCGGCGAAACUAAAUGAGGAAAUGCGGAGGCGUAGGAUCCGUCUAUCUACAUUUUUUUAAGAUGCUAUACCUCUUUGUAGUUUCAAAUUAUUUUAAUAACUGUUGCGACGCUUUAGUCUUUAACUUGUUUUCAAGCUAACCAUUCAGCUGUCGCUUUCACUUGUCAUCAACUUCUUUUGUCUAGAGGCCCAAAUGUUCACUGACUACCUCGGAUAAAAUGUCACUACGUUUUUGAUAUCUUUCUCCUUUAGUUCAUUAAUGGAAUAUGACAUGGCGUAUUUAUUUCCACCUCCGACAUUUUUAAACCAAAAUAAUUAUUAACCUCGGACAUGACUCAUGGCGUCCUCCAAAGCCGAUACCGGAGUAAGCAAUGAGACCAAUUGCUCGAAAGAAAAUAAUAGCAGCAGUUCCUUGGAUGAAGCAUCAGACAACCACUCUAGGUACUGCCUUGACGACCUGGUGAGCAUCGCCACAGUAGGUACAGGAACCUUUGGGCGAGUAUUCCUAGUUCGGGACAACAAGAGCAGGACCUUCUAUGCUCUGAAACAGAUGAGGAUCCCUGAUGUGAUCCGCCUGAAGCAGGAGCAGCACGUACACAACGAGAAGGCGGUUCUGAAAGAGGUUAACCAUCCCUUCCUCGUUCGACUGUUUUGGACGCACCAUGAUGACUGCUUCCUUUAUAUGCUGAUGGACUACGUGCCCGGCGGCGAGUUAUUCAGCUAUCUUCGUAGCCGAGGCCGAUUCAGUAACGCCACCGGUCUGUUCUACGCCUCUGAGAUUGUCUGUGCGAUCGAGUACCUCCACUCCAAAGACAUAGUUUACCGCGACCUGAAGCCUGAGAACAUCCUGCUGGACAGGGAAGGCCACAUCCGCUUGACUGACUUUGGCUUUGCAAAGAAGCUUUCUGACAGAACCUGGACUCUUUGUGGCACCCCUGAGUAUCUUGCUCCAGAAGUUAUCCAGAGCAAAGGUCAUUGCCGUGCAGUGGACUGGUGGGCUCUUGGCAUUCUCAUCUUUGAAAUGUUGGCUGGGCAUCCACCCUUUUUUGAUGACAAUCCAUUUGGAAUCUACCAGAAGAUCCUGGCGGGGAAACUGGAUUUCCCACGGCAUCUGGAUUUCUACGUCAAAGACCUCAUCAAGAAAUUUCUGGUAAUUGACCGAGCCAGACGGCUGGGCAACAUGAAGAAUGGAGCAGAUGACGUGAAAAAACACCGUUGGUUCAAGGCCAUAGAUUGGGAGACAGUUCCACUGAGAAAACUGAAACCUCCAAUAGUUCCCAAAGUUUCCCAUGAGGGCGACACUACAAACUUUGAAGUUUAUCCCAAUGACGAAUGGAAAAAAGACCCAUCUGUUCCACCAAGAGACUUGGAGAUCUUCAAAAACUUCUGACAAGUCAGAUAGAAUGUUUUAUUCAUGGAACAAGUACUUCACAAAGAACAAAUGUUCAGGGAAUACAGUGGACCCCCAUAUGUUCGCGGGUUGGCGUUUGCAAAUUGACAGUUUCCGAUUUUUCUGGUGCUUCAUCUGUGUUCGGUUGCAUGGCAAAAAUAUUUCCAUUUUCAUGGUAAAAUACUUUCUACACUAUGUACGACAUUUAGUGCAUUGUAGUAACCGGUAAUAGCUGUCCACUCAACCAAAUGACCAAACCCGCUUAUCCAGUCACAAAUCUAACUGUAGCCAUGUUAGAAAAGUGAUUCACAGUCCGAAAAGGGAGGGAGGAUAAAUUUGACGGUGAUGUCUGUUGAUGCUGCUUUGGGUCAUGAGCAUUUUGCCAAAUUAGAUCAAAACCAGUGUAAUCGGUUACAACAGCUCAGAGGAACAUCACUAAGCCUGCUUGUGACUGAUUUGCUGUGCAGUCAAAUGUUCAUUAUUUUACAGUGCACUGCACCACUACAGUAAUACUUUAUCAUAAUCAUCAGAAUUUUUUAUGUGCAUGUACUCCAAAGACUGUACUUUGCAUAGCUUACCAGUUUUCUAUUUUCAAGGGAACAGCAAUGUUGGGCGAUGAAAGUAUUUGGGAUCAUAGUUAUGCUUUAAACUCUGAAUCUAGGUCAUUAGAAUCAUUUCAAGAGGCGUAUCAGUUUCUUGUGGGAAUUGGUCAUUUGCGGUUGGGCUUGGUCCCUAUCCCCCCCGCGAAUAUUUGGGGUCUGCUGUAUUCACAUUACUCAAAGUUGGCUCAUUACAGCUCUUUGUCUCCCUUUAAAUCCUAACCAUCAUACCAUAAACAGGGUUUUUAUACUCUGGUCAACUGUCUGUUUUUUGUUGUCGUCAAUUUUUAUUAUUAUUAUUAUGAAUCUUUCUGAGCCUAAACAUGCAAGAAAAAAAUAAGACUGUUAAUUUCUACUUUUUAAAACGUUUGUAUUUCAUUGCAAUGGCCUAUUACUGUCUGACCUCUGAACCCUGUGACCUUUUGGCCAGAAGCAAGUAUUACAGGAAAAUACUACUUUUUUUGUUUACAAAAGGCAGCAAAUAGGUGCCUUAUGUUUUUGCUACUUAUUAAUUUCACUUGAAAUGUGUCCUCAACUUCUCGUUGUGACGUGACUCCAAAUAAAAUAAUUAAAAUACUGGUUGUUUUAA